This is a messenger RNA of Pezoporus flaviventris, 3899 nucleotides long. Its product is annotated as multiple epidermal growth factor-like domains protein 6. NCBI's taxonomy places the organism in Eukaryota, Metazoa, Chordata, Aves, Psittaciformes, Psittacidae. The record is from RefSeq and is a predicted model, not a curated record. Bases 255 to 3899 code for a protein of 1214 amino acids. The transcript is spliced from 24 exons.
UCUUGGUUAUUGCCUCCCCCGUCUAUUUCCCCAGAACAGGGCUGUGAGCUCUUUGUUUCAGGUCUGAAUUCUCUCUCUACAGCUAUGUUUGCCUGGAAGGAAACUCUGCUCCCUGCCCUUCUGAUGGGAUUCAUGGAUACAGAUGUCCCAGUGGUUUCUACUGUCCUGCAGGCACUGUGCUAGAGCUGCCCUGUGAGCCUGGCACAUUCAGCCCUGUGCCUGGGGCCAGCGCCUGCCUGCCUUGCCCUGCUGGUAUGGCCUGCAGCAGGGCAGCCACUGUUGAGCCACUGAGCUGCCCCAGAGGUUACUACUGUCCAGUUCAGACUGCUGCCCCCCUGCCGUGCCCCGAGGGGACACUGAACACUGUGGAGGGGGCAUUGGCCCGCAGCGCCUGCAGGCUGUGCCCAGUGGGGAGGUACUGCAGAGGAGAUGCCAACUGGGAGCCUGAUGGUCUGUGUUCAGCUGGCUACUACUGUGAAGGAGGAGCCACUGAUGCCAUUCCACGUGGGACACCUGCAUUCCCGCUCAGUGGACCCUGCCCACUUGGGCACUAUUGUCCAGAGGGCACCCAUUUCCCAGUUGCCUGCCCAGCUGGGACCCUGAACAAUGCCACGGGUGGUGCCUCCCUGGAGAGCUGUGUGCCAUGCUACCCUGGCUCCUUCUGUGCUGGUGUUGGGCUGAGCUCUCCAACAGGACCUUGUGCUGAGGGGUUUUACUGCCCAGUGAACUUCAGCUCCGUCAGCCCCACAGCUUUUCUCUGCCCUAAGGGUCACUUCUGCAGCUCCGGGGCAGCCCAUCCAACGCCGUGCCCUGCUGGGGAGUACCAGCCAGCCAGCGGCUCUGCAGCCUGCAUCCCGUGCCAGAGAGGAUUCUACUGCCAGGAGCUGGUGGCAGGAGACCACAGGCGCUGCCCCCCACAUUCCUACUGUCCUACAGGCACAAGGGUUCCUCUCACAUGUCCCGAAGGCACCUUCACUCCUGCAAAUAUGACUGGCCUGUGGAAUGAGAAGGAAUGCCUGCCUUGCUUACCUGGUCACUACUGCAGGCAUGGGCGGCUGGAGGGGAAAUGUGCUGCUGGAUACUUCUGCCUUGCUGGGAGCUCCCAAUCCACUCCCCAGGGCCACAGCUUCUCCUGGCGCUUGCUGACUGGGUGCCGCUGGGGUCAGGAGUGUGCAGGGCUGUGUCCUGCAGGUUUCUACUGCCUGGAGGGAUCUGAGGUACCAACACCGUGUCCUGCGAAUACUAUUAGAGGUGUUCCAGGAGCUGCGAAGAGAGGAGACUGCCUCCCCUGUCCACCAGGCCACUGGUGCAAAGCAGGGGACUCAGAGGCCUAUCCAUGCCCAUCAGGACACUAUUGCUUCGGAGGCAAUGGCAGUGAGCACAGCAGUCUCCUGGCACCUCAGAAAUGCCCUCCACAAACCUACCGCAAGCUGCCAGGAGCUCAGAGCCUGACAGAUUGCCAACCCUGUCCUCCUGGCUACCACUGCCCUUUGUCAGGUCUGACCGGGUUUGAGGAUUAUCCCUGCCCCCCUGGAUACUGGUGCCCAGGUAAAGGGGAUGCUUUCCUUUGUCCAGCUGGCACUUCCAGGAUCCAGCCUGGUGCAAAAUCAUUGGAAGAGUGUGCUCCCUGCUCACCUGGAUACUUCUGCCCGGAUCCAGCAGAGACAGGGCUGCCUAACACCCAGGGAGUACCUUGUAAACCUGGCUAUGAGUGCCCAGCAGGUUCAGUAAAUCCAAAGCCUUGCAGGCCUGGCCUGUACUGUGCUGCUCACACAGCCCUGCCUUCCGUGUGCCCUGCUGGGUAUUACUGUCCUGAAGGAUCAUCAACAUACAACAGCCCUGAGCAGCUGUGUGUGUUUCCCUACUACUGCCCCCCAGGCAGUGCCCAUCCGCUGCCUUGUGAAGGAGGGUACAUGGCCCUCAGCUUGCCUGGUCCAAGGGAUUCGCCUGAGAAGUUCUGCAGGAUCUGUGAUGCAGGCACCUACCGCAGUGACCCCCUCAUCAUGUCACCCUGCCAGCCCUGCCCUGCAGGCUUCAUAUGCCCACAAGGCAGUGAGAGUUACCACAAGAAGCCUUGUCCCAGUGGCCACUACUGCCCUGCCCUGGCAUCUGCCCCUCUGCCCUGUCCCCCGGGGACCCACAGGAGCAGCAGCUUUGCAAAGCACAUAGAGGAUUGCCAGGCCUGUCCUGCUGGCACCUUCAAUCACCUCCCUGCCCAGGCUGCCUGCUUCCCCUGCGGCAGCUCUUCCUCCUCUCGGCCCGGUGCAACCAGCUGUACCUGCCACGGGCUGAACCGGGCUUUCCAGCAGUCGGAUGCCUCCUGCAUCUGCCAGGCAGGUUACAUUUACUAUGAUGAGAGAGGCAAGAUGGACCCUGACAGCAACAGCGAUCAGGAUUGCCGGCCCCAGGUGGAUGAGCUCUGCGCUCCAGGAGCGGUCCGGCUCGCAGCCACACGCCAGUGCGUGCUUCCCGAGCGGUACGACUGCUCCCCUGCCUGCGGGCCCGCGGGGGGAGAGGUGAAUGCAGAGCUGGGCAUAUGUCACUGCAAGCAGUAUGUCUCUGCUGAGGAACUGUGUGACCAACUGUGUCUGCUGAGAGCCCCACGGAUCUCCUUGGGAUUUGGCAUCAAUAGAGAGCUGCUGCUGAGGAUGAACGGAGGAGAAGUGUGGGAAGUGGCAAACGUUCUGGGCCCAGAUGAACACGUGCAGAAAAGCCAGCGGGUGCAUUUGGUUCUGUUCAGUCCCACUGGAGUGCUGGGUUUCAUUGCCUCCAGCACAGAUGCUCUGGAUGCAUUUCUCACAGGAGACUUUUCAUCACAUCAGUUGCUACAGAAAGGUCAUCGAAUCCAGAGGGCUUCCUCCACAGAUACCCACACCUUGCCCCUUGUUCCUAACCCAGUAGUAUGCCUGGAAGCAGGAGACACGAUCCUUUUCCAGCUCAGCAUCGAUUCCCACAAUCGUGCAUCCAGCCAUUACCCUGUCUAUCAGAAGCAGCAUCUCUAUAACAGCAACCCAGGCUGGGAUUUUGGAGCCUUCCGAAGGUUGGACCACCUCAUCCAGGAGACUCACCUCAACAUCUCCUGGUUUGCCCAUGUUUUCCUGGAGUCUGGGACAUACGUUUUCAGGGAUAGGACCAUUCAGGAGCACUUCCUGAUCGUGACUGUGAAUGAAGCAAACGUGGGUUGUGACCCCCGAGAUGUGUCCUUCCAGCCCUCUUCUCUGUUCCAGCUGGCCAGACAUGGAGUUCUGAAGCAACAGGACCUGAACUUGGCUCCUAACUGGGCCACUAUCACAGCAGUUCUCUUUGUUCUGGGCUCCUUAACCGUGGUGCUGGCAACCCUGGCUGUAGUGCUCCAGCCUGCUGUGCCCAUCAUCAGCCCCCUGAAGGGUUGGAAGCCACGAUGGAGGAGCCUGGGUGAGCCACACAUCCCACCGGAGUACAUCCUCCUUAAAGACAGCCUUCAGUUCUAUCAGACAGUCGGUCCUCGUGCUUCUGGAGAAGAUGCUGGCUUUGAAGAGAAGGGAGCUGUGCAUAAUGCAGAAGAGCAUUUGACACGGAGGCUUCUGGAGGAUUUCAGUGUUCGCACCCUCUAUGAUAAGCUGGAAGAUCAGAACUUGCACCUGGCAUCUCAGCUGGCCAAGCACAGGAUGGACGUGCUGGUGUUCUACAAUGGAGUCAGCCUGCAGAUCCAGAGUCUCAUGGACAUGCUGCAAGCACUGGACCCUGAAGACUUGAAAAGGGCUCAUGAGCACAAACCUGCAGAGAGCAGCAGGGCAGCAGCGUGUGCUGAACAAUGCGAUGGGCACUGUGGACACAACUCCCAAUCAGGUGAGAGAGCCAAAGUGCAGAGCAAGAGAGCAGCAGUGUCAGGGAGCAUCGGUGGGUGGCACAGUGCGUGA